This is a messenger RNA of Leucoraja erinaceus (little skate), 3746 nucleotides long. Its product is annotated as calpain small subunit 1-like. NCBI's taxonomy places the organism in Eukaryota, Metazoa, Chordata, Chondrichthyes, Rajiformes, Rajidae. The coding region runs from base 161 to 829 and encodes 222 amino acids. Gene Ontology annotation, molecular function: calcium ion binding. The transcript has 11 exons. The record is from RefSeq and is a predicted model, not a curated record.
UGGCGGUUUUGUGCGUGGAUCGUCAAUGGGUGGGGACAAGGAACUGGGAACUGACAGCUUUUAGGCACAAAUCCGGUCGGUGAGCUGCGCCAUUUGCAACAAGCUGGGUCUAUAGUUGCUGCAGUUAGUUCCCAUUCGCUUCAUUCCCCCCAACUUCAUCAUGUUCCAAAUCGGCAAGCUUCUGGGCGGAGGUGGUAGCGGCCUGGCCGGACAACUCUUGCAAGGCCUGGCAGGCGUGAUUGGCCAAAUGUCUACUGGACCGGCCGAACAGCCCCGCCAUGUUUCACAGAUCGAGUCCUCUGAGAACGAAGAGGAGAGAAAGUUCCGGCAAAUCUUCAAACGGCUGGCUGGAGAUGACAUGGAGGUUAGUCCCACAGAACUGAUGAACAUGCUCAACCAGAUUAUAUGCAGACAUCCCGACCUCAAGACUGAUGGAUUCAGUUUGGAGUCCUGUCGUAGCAUGGUGGCUGUCAUGGAUGCUGACAGCACUGGGAGACUGGGCUUUGAAGAAUUCAAGUACCUUUGGAACAAGAUUAAACUGUGGCAGGGUGUCUACAAAAGGUAUGAUGCUGACAAGUCGGGCACAAUUAACAGCCAAGAGCUACCUGGGGCAUUUGAAGCAGCAGGAUAUCCCCUGAAUGAGGAGCUGUACCGAUUGCUGUAUCGCCGAUAUGCCAACGAGUCUGGAGACAUGGAUUUUGACAACUACAUUGCCUGCUUGGUUCGGCUGGAUGCCAUGCUCAGAUCGUUCAAAGCUUUGGACAAGGACAACAAUGGAUCCAUCAAAGUCAACAUCGUAGAGUGGCUGCAGCUCACCAUGUAUUCGUGAAUGUUGUCCUCAACGCCAGUCCUUCGAAGAGUGCAAUGGACCUUGGCCUCGCUUGCCUGACCUACAUGGAGAAGAGGUCCUUUGCCAGACUGAGAAGGAGUGGGGAUGUGUGCGGGGGAGGGAGCUAAAAUAUCUAUAUAUAUAUUUUCUGCAUGUUGGCUUUUUAUAGUUACUGAGAUUCCCACUUGUUGGGGAUGUUACUGAUUCUCCGAAGGCAGGUGUACUUGGCUGUUCCAAAAUCCACUCUGUAUCUGCUAGCUUUCCAGAGCUGAGGUCCAUGUGUUUGCAAGUCUUCACUUCUGCAGAAGCAACACUGCAAACGGGAAACAUAGAGCACUUUUUCUUUUAAAUGCAAUGUCGAAUGCAGAUCAGCUGGUGGUUUUCCCAUUCCCUGUGCCGAUGCCCCAUCCCAUGGUGUCCCUGCAUCUCCUGUUUCCAGUUUCCUCCCUUGAGUUUCUCUGACCCCCUUUGUUUGAACAUGGAAGAUCUAGGAGCAUUGAUAAAAUGAAAAAAGUGGACUUUCUGUGUCACCAAAUGAUACACUUUUUUUUAAUGGUAAAUCGGAUACACUAACAAAAUACUCAGCUGGUCAGGCAGCAUCUUUGGAGAGAGAAACAAGAGCUAAUGUUUUGGAUGGAUGUCCUCCGAACUUAUGGAAGGUCCUCAACUUGAACAUUAACUUUUGUUUCUGGCUCUCUUUGCAGAUGCUACCCCUCAUCUAUUGAGUAUCGCCCUAGGAGACAUUAAACAUUAACAGCGAUUGCAGUGCAGAUUCUAUUGUGGAUGAAAGGGAGACUAGAUUAGUGUUUGUCCAUUUGGGUUGAAAUUUAUUGGAAGCAAUGAGUCAAAAGUCCCAUUCAAAGCUAGCAUUUUGAGACCCAUGCUUAAAUAUUCAUAAAUAACAGACAAUAGGUCCAGGAGUAGGCCAUUCAGCCCUUCGAGCCAGCACCGCCAUUCACUGUCAUCAUGGCUGAUCAUCCACAAUCAGUACCCCGUUCCUGCCUUCUCCCCAUAUCCCUUGACUCCGCUAUCUUUAAGAGCUCUUUCUAAUGCCCCUGUCCCACUUAGGAAACCUGAACGGAAACCUUUGGAGACUUUGCGCCCCACCCAAGGUUUCCGUGCGGUUCCCGGAGGUUUUUGUCAGUCUCCCUACCUGCUUCCACUACCUGCAACCUCCGACAACCACCUGCAACCUCUGGGAACCGCACGGAAACCUUGGGUGGGGCACAAAGUCUCCAUAGGUUUCCAUUCAGGUUUCCUAAGUGGGACAGGGGCAUAAUAACUCUCUUGAAAGCAUCCAGAGAAUUGGCCUCCACUGCCGUCUGAGGCAGAGAAUUCCACAGAUUCACAACCCUCUGUGUGAGUUAUUCUUGUGUUAUUCACCCUUUUAUAACGAAGCUGAAACACAAACAAUUACUUUAACUGCAGCAAGGCAACAUUUUAAAACUGGUCCAUUAAUGAAUCUUAAUGAACAGUAUUUGAGUCCAGAUAGUUACAAUUUUGGAGCAGUCAAGUUGACAUUUGCAGCCUUGUGCUUUGUACUUAAUGGGGGCAAAGUAUUGUAAAGGGGUUUAAAACCAUCGUCACUAUCACAACCUUAUUGUUGCUCUCACCUACGUCAUGGUUUAUCUCUAAUGCAGGAACAUAAAUCUAUUUAUGAGCACGCGGAAAUGAUUAAUAUUUCAUCCCAUGAUUUAUUUUUCACCUUCUCCUCUUGCACAAAAGCAGGAUCUUCUGAAAGUGUUGAGUGAGAGAAUAACAGGCGUCGAUCUCAAAGGGGCCUGUCCCGUUUGGGCAUUAUUUGCGCGUCAUUUACGCCACAUCAUUUGCGCGGCACGAGGUACAACGCAACAUUUGCGCGUCAUGGCGCGUGGUGAGACGUGGUGGCGUGGGCAGGGUCGCGAGCGGCGCCCCAGGAAUUUGGGAUUCACUAAAUCUUCGUGCACCACCUGCGUACGCGCAAAUGAUGCCCAAGUGACGGCCAAAUGACAGGCCCUUAGUUUCCUUCAAAGAGGAUACCGUUAGAAUGUUCCCGAGAUUAAUUUUUAUAGUUUGUGUCGAACAGGGAUCGAUCCAACACAAAGUUGAUCAUUUUCUUCCCCCCCCCGCUUGUAUUCGGAAUUGGACUGCUCCUUGCAAUCGAAUUCUGUUCAUUGAAUUUUGAGUGAACGGAAUUCUUUGAAUUGAUGUGGAACUCAUCACUUCCUGCGCUAAUUUCCUGGGAAUGAAGGCGAUUCCAAUUCCAUCGUUUGUGAUUGGUGCCAUAAUCCAAUGACCUUCCAUCUUCCCAUUGCCUGACACCUUGUUGUUGAUCAUGUUUGGCCAGUUGAGCCCAAAGACCAUGCUUCCUCCAGCCAAGUAUUGUGCUAAUAGAGAUAUCCCUCCUGGUGCCUGGACUUGCAGGUUUGCCAAAGUAUGGAACUUGCAGGAUGGGAGGGAUACAUGCCAUUGGGAUGAAUGAAUGAAUCAGUUUAUCGGCCAAGUAUGGACACAUACAAGGAAUUUGCCUUGGUGCUCCGCCCGCAAGUAACAACCCGACUUACAGUAAACAAUUAAGAAUAAAACAUUAUAGCUUAAACAUGUGAAUGAGUUAAAAUGCCAGAGCGCAAGGAGGCUUUUGGUUAUUGAGUGGAGCAGUCCAGCGCACUCAGACUGGGGGUCUUGCUCGAAAUAGCAUCAUCUCCAUCGUGAAAUUGCCAAACCCUAUUUUGCCAGGAAGGUCAUUUGCUCUUUUGACGUUUGAGGUCUCGUUGGGCAAUGUGUGACCUGCCUUAGUGUAACAGGGAAGGGAGUGAGAAUUCUAGGGUGAACAAUUGGAACGUUGCUAAUCUGCUUCUGUUGCUGCUUGACCUGUUGCACCUUUCGUGGCCACGCUGUACGGUUUUUAUUAAAGGAAAAUCUAUCCACUUUUUACAAA